CUCGGUCUCAAACCACCAAUAGCUACUAGCUAGCUACUCGAUCAUCUCUCUCGUGCAUAUGCCAACCAUGAGGCACAGCAAUUCCGUAGCAAAUCUACCUGAUGACAAGCAGCUUCCCAACCACUUGUCCACAUCGAAGAAGAUGAAGAUGAGCAAGAGCGCCCCGGAUCUCCUCAAGAAGGCGGUGACGUCGAUCAAGAGCAAGACUGACGCUCUAAGAACGAAGCUCAUCAUCCUGGCCUCCAUGCGCCGAAGGAUGGCGAUGGUCGCCGCCAUGUCUCGCAAGGUCCACACGCUCGUGUCGUCGUCGAGCCAGGAGAAGAUCAUGGCGGCGGAUCAUCACCGUGACAGGGCUCUCGUGCUAAGCAAGCAGGCAAUGGCGCCGAGCAAAGAGCCCGCUGCUGGCAGUGAUCACGGCGGUGGUAAGAAGGCUGGUCUUAGUCUCUUUGAGAUCGCAGUGUUCGACGAGGAGGAUGAUCGUCAUGGCUACCAUGAUUAUUGGACAAGGUCGUCCCUCUUCGACGAUGACAACUGUCAGUACAAUGAUGAUGAGGAAGAUGUUCAUCAGGAAGAUGGUGGUGAUGUCGAUGAUGUUCUUGGUGCGCUCGAUGAUGAGCCAUCGGUCAUCGAGGUCAUCAGGAGCAACCGGGAGGCUGAAGGUCUGGCGUUCAAUAUGGACGAUGAGAUUGACGAGGCUUGUGAUCUGUUCAUUAGGAGAUGCCGCAGCCGGAUGGACCUUAGCUUGUAGUGAUGCUUGUGUUUUUCGUGCAUGGCCUGGUUUCCGUGAAUGAUGCGACAAAGAGAGCAAAACUGGUACUGAGCGAUGAUAGAAGGGUGUGGCUGAGAUACUAUGAAGAAAGACUAGCUACUAGCUAGGGAUGAUGACCAGAGGGACAUGGACUUGUGUGAUUCUUAUUUAACCCUUAAGUAGCUAGCACGACACACAUUGUGAAGUGGCAAAUAGUGUUAUGCAAAUAGACACACAGCAUGGAAGAUGCAUCGAUCGGCCCUGUUUGGUUCCACACGUGAUAAUUUUUAUCUCUCA
Molecule: messenger RNA, 1045 nt
Organism: Sorghum bicolor (sorghum)
Lineage: Eukaryota; Viridiplantae; Streptophyta; Magnoliopsida; Poales; Poaceae
Exons: 1
Coding region: 59-748 (229 amino acids)
Source: RefSeq, a predicted model, not a curated record